AUGGAUACACAAGAUCUUCAUAACACCACAGAGAUGAUGGCUUCGCCUGCCCCAUCACUGUCUAUACUCAACCCCAAUCCCAAGAGACUCCCUGGUCCUUCACUCCUACAUGAACUUGUCAGUGACAGUUCAACUCCGGCGUACGCUCUCGACUACCGGGCACCAGACGGGACUCGCACCACAUUCUCCUAUUCGGAGCUUCACAAUCAAGCCGAGAGACUUGCGAGGAGGAUAGCCGGCGCCCUUUCGAAGCAUCAGGGGCUGGGCCAAUUUGUUGUCCCGCUGCUCCUACCACAGAGCCCUCUGUUGUACAUAUCACAGCUUGCUAUUCUGAAGGCUGGUGGAGCUUUCUGCCCUCUGAACCUUGAUGCGCCUCCUGAACGGGUCAGAUUCAUUCUCGGGGAUGUCAACGCCAAGGUCAUCGUUGCUUCUGCGGCUUUACGCCCCAAGAUUGAUAGUCUCGGGCUUGACGUGAGAGUGGUAGUGGUAGAUGGCGACGAGGACGAAAUUGAUCAGAGUCAUCUCAGCGAUGUCUUUCGAAAAGCAACGCCGGAUAACCUCGCUUAUGUGAUGUACACUUCUGGCUCCACAGGAACGCCCAAAGGAGUCGGCAUCUCACAUGUCGCCGCUACACAAGCCCUUCUUGCCCACGACCGCCACAUUCCACCUUUCUCCAGAUUUUUACAGUUCGCCGCUCCAACAUUUGAUGUCUCUGUCUUCGAGAUCUUCUUCCCCCUCUUCCGAGGCGCCACUCUCGUAUGCUGCAGCAGGGCGGACCUGUUGAACGACUUGCCCGCGGUUUUGAGAGACAUGCAAGUGGACGCAUGCGAACUCACACCAACAGUAGCGGGUAGUCUCCUGAGGAGCCGGAACAAUGCUCCCGGGCUUCGUUUGCUCUUGACGAUAGGGGAGAUGCUGACGGUACCCGUCAUUAGGGAAUUUGGGAGAGACGAGAACAAGCCCGGCAUUCUCUGGGCCAUGUACGGCCCAACAGAAGCCACAAUCCACUGCACCCUUCAACCGUUGUGCGAAGCAUCCUCGUCUCCCCGCAACGUCGGCUUCCCUCUUGACACCGCAUCUGCAUUUAUUCUCGAGCCUCUUUCCGAUAGCACCUCUGGAGGUUUCAAGGUGGCGCCCUUUGGCGAGAUGGGUGAGCUAGCCAUUGGUGGCAACCAGAACGCGGUAGGCUACAUCAAUAGGGCAGAGCAAACGUCACAAGUCUUCAUUGAGACUCCUUAUGGCCGGCUCUACCGAACUGGCGAUAAAGCCCGUAUGCUCCAAAACGGUACGAUCGAGUGUUUCGGUCGCAUAUCAGAUGGCCAAGUCAAGCUCCGUGGGCAAAGAAUCGAGCUUGGCGAAAUUGAACAAGCUGUUCUACACACGCCGCAAUGCCGUGGCGCGGUAGCAUCAGUCAUCGGGGGCAUCAUCGUUGUCUUCUGUGAGCAAGAUAGUCCAGACGACACUUUUACAGAGAAUGUGUUGCAAACAUGUCGGAGAUGGCUGCCCGCAUUCAUGGUACCAGGAGAUGUUGUCCUACACGAGGCUUUCCCGCGUUUGCCUUCCGGAAAAGUAGAUCGGAAGCAGUUGAAGGCGGACUACGAGAAGAAAGCAAGCGGCGCUGUUGCGUCAAUGAACGAAUACAGGGAUAGUACAGAACGUGUGGACUCCCUCGCGGCAAUCAGGCUGGCGUCUUGUCUCCGUCAAGCCGGCUUUUCUGUUACUGCUAUUGAUGUUCUGAACUCCAACACUCUUUCGGACCUGCGGUCUCGCAUGCAACAAAAAAGGGGUCGGGUUGACAGCGCUGUUGGAAUUGACGACCAAUUACCAGGCUCGAAGCCUCCUACAAUAUCCGCGAUGGAGUCUUUGAAGGGAAUUCCGGAGUUUGCAGAAAGCCUUGACGCUAUCGAUGCCGUUUUGCCCUGUACUCCCACCCAGACUUCGAUGUUGGCGGAAACUUUGCGUGACAGUGAGGCCUACUGCAACUGGAUUGAGCUUCAAAUCCUGGGCAAUCAUGCUGUCGAGACGAUUGUGUCAUGGUUCCGACAGCUUGCUGAGUACAACGAAAUCCUGCGUACAGGAUUUAUCUCUUCAAGCGGCAUAUUUAGACAAGUCGUCUGGAAAGAGCUUCACCCCAGCCAGAUCUGCGCCGUCGAGAAUCUGGACAGGAGCUUUCGACUUGACGAAGCUGGUCUGUCCAAGCCAUUUUCAAUACAGAUUCAGAGCAAUCAGCCGCGCAAGACCAGCGUCUUGCUCCAGAUCCAUCACGCUCUAUACGAUGGCUGGUCAAUGGACAUACUCCUAGCCGACCUAAAUGUUCUCGAGCAGGGUGGUCAGCUCAGUGAUCGACCUUCCUUUCGCCUAGUUUCGGACUACUAUCAGUCUGCGGAAUUUGCGCGCGAUGCCAACUCUGCACGUGCUUACUGGGCGGAACACCUCUUGGGUUACCAACCGACCCCGAUGCCUCAGCUUCUGGCAAAGGAAUCGAAGAGCGGCCAGAUUCUCUCCGCUGAGCGUAUCUUGGGAACAAAGGCUCCCGCCGUCCAGACUGUUUCAAAACAGCUAGACGUGAGUGUACAAGUCCUAUUCCAGACAUGCGUAUUCUGGCUCUGGGCACGCAUCUUGGGUACUGAAGACGUCGUGAUCGGCAAUGUCACGUCGGGUCGAACCAUCCCCAUCCAGGGCAUUGAGGACGUGAUGGGCCCAUGUCUCACGACCAUCCCUCUAAGGUCAAGGUUGGAGCAAGUGCGGACUAUUAGAGAGCUCAUCGAAAGCAUUCACACGUCAAACCGAGAAAGUCUUGCCCAUUGCACGCUGCCACUCGCCGAGAUCAAAAAGUCUGCUGGCAUCAUUCCAGGACAGCCUCUCUAUGAUGCGCUAUAUGUUUACCAGGAAUCACUUCACAGUCGGGCAACCUGCCGGCAAACCGACAAUGUCAAACAAAUUGCUCACCAGGACCAAUUGGAGACGAAUUUACUCAUCGAAAUUGAGCCUGUCGACGAUGUUUUCCGACUUCGUGCGACCUAUCACACUGAUGCCCUGGAUCACGACUACAUAGAGCUAGUCCUUCAACAGUUUGAUUGCAUCCUUGGUUAUAUCAUCAGUAAUCUCGAUCGUGAGACUUCAUCGAUUUUUGGAUGCUUCACAGACAACCUGCUUUCUCAGCACAAUCAAGAUAUCACAUCUUACAAGGGCUCUGCCGACCUGGCAAUAUUAUUUGAGAACAUGGCGGCUAAAGUACCUAAGCAACCCGCACUCUGUUUCGCGGAGUCCAUUGAAAAUGGUGGCGCCGAACUGAGUUACAUCUCAUAUGAGGAGUUGAACAUCAAGUCAAACAAGAUCGCUCGACAUAUUCAGUCCUUAGGCGCAGCUGAGGGAACCGCCGUGACAAUCAUAAUGGAGAAGUCGAUCAUGUUGUAUGCGGGUAUCCUGGGCAUUCUAAAAGCAGGCUGUGCAUACUUGCCUCUCCUUCCAAGCACGCCGCUGCCGAGGAUUCUGGGAAUCUUAGAACAGGCAGAUGUACGGCUUUGCCUGUGCGAUGAGAAUGUUCGAGGUGAUCUUUCUACUCUUUCCGCAUGCAACUCUAUCAAUCUUCUGGAGACAAAUCUCGACGCUUACGAUGGGAGUGACCUUCAAACCCCCCAGAACCCGUGGAGAAUUGCCAAUAUUAUUUACACUUCGGGUAGCACAGGUGUGCCGAAGGGUGUCUCAGUCACUCAGCUCAACAUCACGAGCAAUUUGGACGUUCUCUCCCGGAUAUACCCCGUCAAAAGCAACUCUCGCAUGCUCCAGGCUUGCUCUCAAGCAUUUGAUGUAUCGGUUUUUGAAAUAUUCUUUGCCCUGACCCGUGGCAUGUGCCUCUGCGCUGCAACUAAUGAUGUUCUCUUCGGCGAUCUCGAGCGAACAAUCAGAGCAAUGGAUGUCACGCACCUUAGCAUGACACCGACUGUCGCGUCUCUCGUCAAUCCUACCAAAAUUCCCAAAGUUGAGUUCCUUGUCACUUCAGGCGAGCCCAUGACAAGCGAGGUCGCAAGAAAGUGGAUGGGCAAGCUUUAUCAAGGCUACGGUCCCUCAGAGACAACCAAUAUCUGCUCAGUGAAGAAGAUGUCCCCAGAGGAUAGAAUACGACACCUCGGUCAUACUCUCGAGAACACAUCCGCUUUCGUUCUCGCUCACGACGGCCUAGACCUCCUUCCAAUAGGUUGCGUGGGCGAGUUCUGCUUCGGUGGCGACCAAGUCGUGGCUGGAUACCUGAAUAUGCUUGAUAUUACACGAGACAAGUUUAUUGACCACCCGAGGUGUGGCCGUAUCUAUCGAUCCGGCGACAUUGGUCGCAUGCUGCCUGACGGGUCGCUGCUUAUUGUUGGACGGAUCGAUGACCAAAUCAAGCUCCGUGGCCAACGUAUUGAGCUUGGCGAAGUCAGUGCUGCCGUCGCUUCGUUGACCGAGGUCUCAAACUGCACGGCCAUGCUGGUAAAUAAAGAACAGCAACUGGCUUGUUUUUAUGUACCACACACAGCAGUAAGGGGCAAAUUCAACUUUAUCCCAGCUGAGGAAGGACUAGUGAAGAUGAAUAAGUCCAUUUACCGCACCUUGCAAUCCCGACUCCCAGGCUACAUGAUUCCAUCCUGCCUGAUUCCUAUUACGACCGUCCCGAUGACUUCUUCUGGAAAGAUCGAUAAAGCCAGACUAAGGAGUCUUUUCGAAAAUCUGAGCGUCAAAGAGCUAGAAUCUUUUAGUGUGGCGGCCGACUGUGGAGACAUUGAUGGUGACUGGUCUGAAGACGAGCGCAAGGUCGCCGCGGUAGUUGCCAAAUGUCUGGAUGCACAUCCUCAGGAUGUGGGAAGAUGGACACCGCUGACAAGCUUGGGACUGGAUUCCAUCUCAGCAAUUUCAGUCUCGAAAGAAUUGCAUAGUACCUUUUCGCAGAGGGUUCCGAUCUCGGCUAUCUUGCAGAACCCUUCCACAGCGAAGCUUGCUGGGCUGCUUGCUGGAAGUACAGUGGAAACCGUCCAAGAUGGGAAUCGUCUGGAAAUCUUCUCGAAAGACUUCUUGGAGAUGAUCAGAACGUCUUUCAGCUCAAAAAAUGUCGAGGUCGAGUUGAUCUUGCCAUGCACGCCUCUGCAAGAGGCGAUGCUGUCAGCUUCGACCCGCGAUGCGUCAUACCUCAACAAGAUGCUAUUCCGUCUCAAUAUUGACCCCACGGCAAUGCGAAAGCAUUGGGAUGCGAUGUUUCGAAGACAUGCAAUCCUCAGAACAGCCUUUUUCAGCACCGAUGACCGAGAUCAUGCCAUUGCGCAGUGUGUCCUUGAAGACUGGGCACCUAAGUGGCUUACCUUUGACACGGACGCGGACUUGCUGGGUGAAACAAUAAGCAGACAUGCAGCAACUUUGCCUGAUGCCCUCAACUCUGGAAUACCGCCAGUCUCUAUAGCCAUCAUCCGGCAAGACUCACUUACGUAUCUAUCUUUUGUCUGCCACCACGCCAUGUAUGAUGGCGUUGCAAUAUCACGGCUACUCCAUGAGGUUGAGCAGGUUGCAUGCGGCGCCGAGCUCCCGCAGCCUCCAUCUUACAAGCCUUUCUUGCAGGAGGUAUUGGCUCUGCCGAAAUCCACCGACGAGUUCUGGAAGACACACUUGAAUGGACUAGACCCAAAGCCAUUGCCGCGAUCAUCGGAGACAGACAAAGGUCGUGGCCUCCUGACAAAAGCCUUGGAUUUGCCUCUUCCCUCAAUUGAAAAACGCUUGAGGAUGCUCAACGUGUCUCUCUUAUCCCUACUUCAGGCGACCUGGAGCAACCUGUUGGGAGUCAUCCGCGGUUCUGACGAUAUUUGUUUCGGCAAUGUCCUCAACGGCCGCACUGGCACGCUUGAAAGGGUAGACGAGCUCAUCGCACCCUGUUUCAAUACUAUUCCAGCACGUGUUGGACUGAAUGAUAUGAAGCGGAACAUUGAGCUUGUCAAAUUCUUUCAAAAACUGAACCCUGAGCUGCUACAGUAUCAGUUCACGCCUUUGCGGCGCAUCCAGGCUUUGUGCUCCAACGGUUCAACGCUAUUCGAUACGCUUUUGUUACUGCAGCAGCCUCCGAAAAGUUUGGACGAGAAUAUAUGGACUCUGGAAAAGGAUGAUGGGGACAUGGAUUUCCCGUUAGUUUGUGAGGUGACUCCAAUCCAUGAAAAUGGGAUAUUGGAAUUCAAAAUACAUUUUGACCGUUCUUAUGUUUCUGAUUCAUUUGCGUUGUUUGCAUAUGAUACCCUUACACACAUUCUCUUAAACUUGCUGGACUUUCCCUCGUCUCAUAUAAUAUCCAGGCAGUCGCUGCCUUUGCCAAUCCGAGAAAGGCUGGACAGGCUGGGUCUCAUUCAGCUAUCAAAAGCCAGUGACAAGGAUAAACUGUCAAAUACGGCUGUACAUCAAGAUUGGUCUGACCUCGAGAGGACCGUUCGUGCUGUACUCUCGGAUAUCUCCAAGUUCAAGGAGGACAGCAUUAGCCGGCACAUGACAAUAUUUCAAAUGGGACUCGACAGCAUCAAUGCCGUUCAGGUGGCAGCCAUGUUGCGCAAGGCUGGCUACCCUGGAGCCACGGCUACGGAUGUGCUCGAGAACCCGACCUGUUCGGGCCUGGCGAUAAAACUAUCCGCACAGCAGCCCACUAGUGAUACCUCCGCCGAGUAUGACCUGGGUAGCUUUGAGAAGGCGGCGAAGGACUUGCUAACUGACAGUUUCUCAAAUUGGGAAUCUGUUCAAGCUAUCUUCCCAUGCACGCCACUUCAGAUGGCGAUGCUCACUCAAUUCACCAACUCGAACGGCAAUGACUACUUCAACUUCAUAAGUCUUCGUUUUGAGGAACAUGUCAACGCCUCUCAGAUCACCAGUGGCUGGAGGAAGCUUGUUGAAUCUCACCCAAUUUUACGAUCCGGCUUCAUCCCGAUAGACCACAAAGAUGUAUCAUUCGCUAUGUUACAGUACGCUCUGGAGGAAGAUAAAUUGCCUCUAAAUAUCGAGGCUGAUGUCAAAUUCAAUGUCCAAGACUGGCGUUUGGCAGCUUCGACGGGAGCCCUCAAGAAUCUGCGCGAGCCUCCGUGGAAGGUUGCUCUUGUGCCUGACAGCAAAGGUGUCGAAAUGCACCUCGCCAUUCAUCACGCUAUUUAUGACGCCUUCUCACUUCAGAAAAUUCUGGAAAAUUUGGAGAAAGCGAUCCGUGAAGAGCCCUUCAACGUAAGCCCAGGGCUGGCUUCUGUCGUUCAAGACAUAAUGACACAAACGCGGAGCAGCAAAGAGGACGCUGCGGAGUUCUGGACAAAGCAAGCAUCAGAUGCCGUUGUCAAUAAGUUUCCUGUCAUGACACCGCUCAGAGUGGACAACCGAAAUAUCUCAGUGAGACAGAGAACAUGCACUCUGUCCUUGAGCACCUUGACAGACGUCAUCAGGAACGAGGGCUUCACAAUCCAGGCAGUAGCGCAAGCUGCAUGGUCGAGGAUUCUAUCCUCGUAUAUUGGAGAGCCGUCUGUGGUUUUUGGCACAAUUCUUUCGGGUCGGAAUUCUGAUGCUACGCAAGAUGUCGUGUUCCCAUGCAUUACGACUCUACCCGUCAUAGCUCAAUAUUCGCCCUCGAAUCGCAAACUCCUGCAGGCCAUGAUGGAGUACAACAUUGGGCUCCAGCGACACCAGCGAACACCGCUGACGGAGAUUCAGAAGCACCUUGGUCUUCCAAACACGAGACUGUUCGAUACUCUACUGGUAUAUCAGAAGUUCGAUGGGGACGGGCAACACUCAAGGCCGUGGUCUAUAAUUGAUGAGAAGGCUGCCGUUGACUACCCAGUGUCUAUCGAGGUAGGGCCUGACUGUGACUCUCUGCAGCUUCGUGUCACUUUCUUCGAUGAUGUCUUGCCAGAGCAACAGGCAGAAAUCUUGCUGCAGCAAUUCGAUGCCGUCUUCUCCGAUUUAGCGCAACAUCCCGAUGGCAACGAUGAGGACGUACUGCAGAAUCAUCCAGAACUGUCCGCUGUCAUACCUGCUGAACAGCCUGAAUUGGUAUCAGAUGUGACCCUCCUGCACGGUCUCGUGGAAUCCUGUGCUGCGAAGCUUCCCGAAAAGAUCGCGCUGGAGUUCAUUUCGAGCUUCGAGGGCAGCCGGCCAGUGUCUCAACGAUGGACCUACAAAGAGCUGGACCAGAACGGCAACAGAGUGGCGAAUAUGCUGGCAUCCCAUGUUCAGACCGGCGAUAUCGUCGCCAUUUGCUUUGAUAAAAGUCCAGAAGCACACUUUGCGAUGCUUGGCAUUCUCAAAGCCGGUUGUGCACUGCUUGCUCUGGAUCCAGGAGCACCGUCGUCUCGGAAGGAGUUUAUCAUGAAAGACUCCAGAGCAUCAGUACUUUUGACAGAUAAGACAAGGAGCAUGAACCUUGAUUUCAAAGUCGAGGUUCCAAUUGUCAUGGUUGAUGAGGGCAGCCUGGUGCCAGCCGAUGCUUCGAGACCUAAGCUCAACCGUCCGUUGGUCCCGGCUGAUAGGAGCUAUUGUCUCUACACUUCUGGUACGACGGGGACCCCCAAAGGUUGCGAGAUCACGCACGAAAACGCAGUGCAGGCGAUGCUUGCUUUUCAGAAGUUGUUCGAAGGGCAUUGGGAUGACAGCUCCAAAUGGCUUCAAUUCGCAUCCUAUCACUUCGAUGUCUCCGUCCUUGAGCAAUACUGGACAUGGUCCGUUGGCAUCACUUUGGUUGCUGCUCCUCGAGAUGUGAUCCUUGAAGAUCUCGCAGGCAUCAUCUCACGCCUCGAGAUCACACACAUUGACCUCACACCCAGCCUAGCUCGCUUGUUGCAUCCUGAUGAUGUUCCCAGUCUUUGCAGAGGAGUGUUCAUCACCGGCGGAGAGCAGUUGAAGCAAGAGAUUCUCGAUGUUUGGGGGCCGAAGCGUGUCAUCCACAAUUUCUACGGGCCGACAGAGGCUACCAUUGGAGUGACCACGUACCCCUGUGUGCCAAUAAAUGGGCGUUCAUCGAAUAUCGGAAGGCAGUUUGCCAAUGUGGGCUCGUACAUUCUUCGACCAAACACGGAAACACCUGUCCUCCGGGGUGGUGUGGGUGAGCUUUGUGUCUCUGGCAAGCUAGUCGGUAAAGGCUAUCUCAACAGAGUUGAGCUCACCGCUGAGCGCUUCCCAACCCUAAAGACAUUCAAGGAUCGUGUGUAUCGGACUGGAGAUUUGGUUCGAGUGCUACACGAUGGCUGCUUUGAUUUCCUCGGUCGAGCUGAUGAUCAAGUCAAGCUUCGGGGCCAGCGUCUUGAAAUUGGUGAGAUCAACCACUGCAUCAAGUCCGCUGUGCCCGAUGUCACCGAUGUGGUGACCCUGGUCAUUCGUAACGAGAAGCAGCAAAAGGAUCUACUCGUGUCGUUCGUCGUCACAGCACGAAUGCAGGCUCGCAGGCUUAAAGAUCUGCGAAUCAUUGAUGGGGAUGAAGCAACAAGCCUCAGCCAGAGUGUUAAGCGGGCGUGCCGAGACAAGCUCCCAGGUUACAUGGUCCCGACAUAUGUCUUGAUUUUGCCCUUUAUUCCACUGUCGCCGAACAACAAGGCAGAGGUCAAGGAGCUCAGAACACUGUUCAACAACCUCUCUCCUGAACAACUCGUGGCGCCGUCUUCUGUCGCGAAUGGUGAUCUAGGAGAGGUUGGAAAGAAGAUUUGCGGAGCACUCAGCAGCGUAUAUGACCUACAAGAGAAGCUUAUCUCGCCAUCCGCAAAUACCUUCGAGCUCGGCGUGGACUCCAUUUCUGUCAUGAAAUUGGUGAGAGCGCUGAAGCUUGAGGGCCUCAGUCGGGCCCACGCCGCUGUGAUCCUGAAAAACCCCAUCGUUGCGGAUUUAGCGUAUGCGCUUCAGUCACUGCAGCGAUCGAGUGAGGCCUCGAUCGGUGUUCUGGAGGCAUCGCAGGCGAUCGAGGCCUGUCAGCAUAGACAUAGAGGGUUCGUAUGCAGAGAACUCGGCCUCAGUCCGGAAGACUUGGAGUAUGUGGCGCCUUGUUCGCCGCUCCAGCAUGGCAUGAUCUCCCGUUCACUAACCGAUGAAAAUGAGGGGUCAUAUUUCAACACCUUCCGUUACGAGCUGGCGGACGACCUUGAGUUGAAAAGGCUCCGCUCUGCCUGGAAAUACCUUGUGCAGAGGCAUGCGGUUCUGCGUACUAGAUUCGUCUCGACCACAGACGGGUACGUACAAGUCGCCACCAAGGCACAGACGAUCCCUUGGGAGGACCUCUCACUGAGAUUAGACGAUGACAUCGAGACUGUGCUGGCUGAACGGCGUCAAUUAUGGAUUCGCAGUAACAAUCGAAACAUCGACAAGCCUCUGGAGCUGAUGACAGUCAGUAGCGCUGAAAAGCGAUUGCUUGCUGUGCACAUCUUUCACGGGAUCUACGAUGCCAAUAGCUACGAUUUGAUGAUUGAUGAGGUGGUGAGGCUUUACGAAAGAAAAGAGGACAGAAAUCCUGAUGCACCGAGUUUCUUCGAUGCGCUCCUUCACGGACCAUUGAAGAAUCACUCCUUCUGCAGAGAAUUCUGGUCAGAGCACCUGCAAGGUGUGAAUUCGCAGUCGCUAUCUCAGAUAUCGCCAACACCCAGUGAUUACAAUCUCUGUGUCUCGCGCUCGAUCGACUUCCAUUUUCUGGACGAUGUGCGAAAGUCACUGGGCGUCACGCAACAAGCCAUUAUUCAGGCUCUGUGGAGCUCAGUUUUAGACCAAUAUUGCUCCUCUGGAGUUACAUUCGGUAUCAUUGUUUCAGGCCGUUCAAUAGAGCCGGAGAACAUUGAUAGGACAAUCGGGCCGCUUUUCAACACAGUUCCGUAUCAUCACCGCUUUGCUCAGGGGCAGACAUGGGCUUCUGCGAUCCGAAAUUGCCAUGACUUCAACACGGCAAUACUUCCAUUCCAGCAUGUGCCUCUGAGGGAUGUGCAAAAAUGGUGCUCAGGAGGAAAGCCAAUCUUUGACACUCUUUUCUCAUUUCAACGAGCGUCUGCCGCUGAAGGCACAAGCGCGGAUUUGUGGACCGAGAUCGAGUCAAACAUCAACCCGGACUACCCUCUUGCUUUUGAGGCUACUCUAUUCCCGGAUGGCGCACUGAAAGUAUUAAUCGUCACACAAAAGGGUGUAUCUGAUGAGAAAACACUGGAAAAGAUGCUCGAUGACUUCGAAGCCAACGCAAAGGCUGUAGUCAAAGACCUGGAGAGCCUGGUACUCCCUGACCUUGUGAACGGCUUCGUCGACAAGACACAAGAUGUGCCCGAUUAUUCAGAUGCGGCAAACCCACCUACUCAAUCCAAGACAUUCGCAGAAUCUCCCUCUUCUUUUGAAUGGUCGCAUCAGGCCUUGACCAUUCGCAAAGAACUUGCAGCCUUGGCCGAACUAGACGAGUCUUCCAUCACGCAGAGCACGACACUUCUGGAGCUUGGACUUGACAGCAUUGACACCAUCAAGUUGUCAGCGCGACUCAGGCGAACUGGUAUUACAUUGAGUAACAGCGAACUGAUCAAAGGCCAGAAUAUCGCGAACUUCGUGGACAUUCUGCAGACCAAUGAGAGCAGGAGGGACGGGAUCCAUGACAGCGGAUAUUCCUCGGAUGUCGAGGACUCAUCGUCAUCCCUCAAAACGUAUCUCACGAAGCAUGGCCGAGACCUCAGUGAUGUUGAGACUGUCCUGCCACCGACAGCUCUGCAAGAUUCCAUGGUGUCAGAGAUGGUGCAGUCAGGUUUCCAGCGGUAUUUCAACCAUGAUGUCCUCGAGCUAGCACCUGAUGUGGAAGUCCAGCGACUCAAGCAUGCUUGGGUGACCGUCAUCAAGCACUCGCCGAUUCUGAGAACUGUUUUCACUGAAGUUGAAGGCAUAGAAUUUGAUUUCGCAUACGCGCAGUUGGUCUUGAAAAACUACUCGCCCGCACUUAGGGAAAUCGAGAUCCAGUCUCCGGACGACCUGUUGUCUGUGAUGGAACAGACGCGUAAGAUGGCCCAGGAGGGAUACGCACAGUCGAAUCUCUUACAGAUCACAUUCGUCACGACGAGUCAAUCAACGUACAUGAUUCUGUCAAUUGCGCAUGCACUUUACGAUGGCUGGUCACUUGGUCUGUUGCAUAGAGACAUCGAAUCGGCCUACCUCGGAACCUACAAGCCUCGCGAGCCGUACAUCGAGUGCUUGCAUGGAACAAUUAGGUCCCUCAAACAAGAUGGCAAGGAUUUCUGGUCAGACUAUGUUUCAGAAGCAGUACCUGUGCUGUUUCCACCUCGGGGGCAGAAAGAUCCUGGAGCCGGUGUCAACAGAGCAGAAGCCUCGCCUCCUAUCCCAGCCUCUGCCCUCAAGGAAUUUUGCAAGCGUCAUGCGGUCAGCCAACAAGUUGUUGCACAAGCAUGCUGGGCCACUAUUCUAGCCACGCAUUGCAAGACUUUGGACGUGGCUUUCGGUGUCGUUCUGUCCGGCAGAGAUACUGAGGCUUCCGAGGCGAUGCUGUUCCCUACAAUGAACACUGUGCCGGUUCGAGCGGUUUUGUAUGGGUCGGUGUCGUCUUUCUUGCAUUACAUGCAGGACAAUAUGGCUGGUGUCAGCCAGUUCCAGAACUACCCGCUGCGGAAGAUACAGGCUUUAGUCCAGGAUCGCCAGACGAGUCUCUUCAAUACCCUCUUUAUCAUGCAGAAGAGCGGCGUCGAGACCACUGGAGAAAGCCGAGCUGAAGCCCGGAAGCCGCUGAUGAAAUCAAUUGACAGUUCGUCUGCCGUUGACUAUCCAGUGUGUGUAGAGAUGGAGAUCUCUGGAGAGAACAUUAUUUGGCGCACAGCGUGUGACAAUGGCUAUCUAUCCCCGGACGACACGCAUCAUCUUCUAGAGGAGCUGAAAAAUGUCCUUAAAUUCUUGAUCAACUCGCCUGAGAAAGACGUUCUGCAGUUUAGCGAUGACGGCGUGUCUGUUUGUGGCUUGCCUGCAUUUCAACCACAAGGAAGGACAAACUUGGAGCAGACGCAAGAGUUGAAGGAGCCGAGAAUUGUUGGCAAAGAUGAUGUGUGGUCAGACGCAGAGGGGACAAUCAGGCAGGUCCUCGCUGGUAUGUCUGGCCUUGAGGAAGCGUCAAUUCGGAAGAGCUAUAAUCUCUAUCACCUCGGCCUCGACUCUAUCAGCGCGAUUAAAGUAAGCUCAGCACUUCGUCGGCAAGGGCUGAACGUCAGUGUACGGGACAUGAUACAGGCCACAUCGAUCAGUGAAAUGGCCACGAAGAUUUCUAAGAGCCCGGAUGCCACGUCUUUGGAAAGUUCUUUUCAAAGUCAAAACGACACUCAGAUUUUGAACAAAAUAUCCGGAGGUGUCAGUCCAAAUGAUCUGCUCCAAUCAGCAAGCAUCGACCUGAGGGAGGUGCAGGAGGUAUCACAAGCCACUGCGAUGCAGACGCACAUGCUUAGCGUGUGGCAGAACACUCAAGGGACUGUCUUCUUUCCCGAAUUCCAGUACAGACUGUCUGGCAUAGCUGACCGAGAUGCCAUCGAGGCUGCGUGGAAGGAUCUCGUUGGACAAAUACCGGUGCUGAGAACAAUUUUCCUUGCCACUAGCCACAACAGCACACCGUUUCUCCAGGUGGUUCUGUCAGAAAAGUCGGAAACGAAAAAUCCAUUCGUGUCACUUCGACUGCAGCCAAACGGGGUCAGAAACUGGGUGUUGCGUCUCAAGAUUCAUCAUGCUUUGUACGAUGGAGUCAGCUUGCCGAUGAUCAUGGAGCGUUUCAAGGACCUACUCAGCCAGGGAGCGGCGACAGGUAAGCGGGAGAACGGACUGGCCUCGUGGGGAGGAUUGGUCUUCUCGUCGAUGAACGAACAAACACGAACAAGCCAGAAAUCCUUCUGGACGCAGUACCUUGAUGGAGCCAAAGCCGUACCACUACGCCUAGCAAAUUCCAACAGUACGUCGAUGGGCAAACGCGUUAGCUUCCUCAUGCAAACAGCCGUCAGCAAUACGAGCAGGCUCAAAGCUCUGUGCUUGCAACACGGCAUCAGCAUCCAGUCCGCAUUCCUCGCCGCAUACGCGAGGGUCCUCUCAAAACUCUCAGGACGCAACGACGUCGUGUUUGGUGUCUACAUCGCCAACAGGAGCAUCGAGCAAACCUCAACAUACCCUACACUCUGCCUUAUACCUCUGCGUGUCAGAGUCCCAGAAGCUUUCGACAUUGUUGAAGUCGCAAGCGUCAUCCAGCGGGACAUCUUCGAUAUAUCAAAACCGGAGAACGUGACCGUUGGGCUGUGGGAGAUCAAGGACUGGACUGGUGUCCUAGUUGAGACUUUUGUGAACUUCUUGAGCUUGCCUGAAGACGACUCUUCCACGGGCAAGGACGACGGCGUGGUCGAGCUUGAGGCCAUCCGUUUCGACGACGCCACAACGGCCGUAGAAGACGAGAGCACUGCUGUUGACCCAAGACAGGUGUCAUGGCUGGAGAAAAAUACUGUUAGCGAUGCUUAUCCAGACGCUGUUGAUAUUGAAGUUUCAAUGCAAGAUAAUGGUGCAAUGGAUAUAGGAGUGUUCGGUAGCUUCGGGAAACUGGGUGAACACGGCGCAGAGGACUUGGAAGGAAUGCUUGUGGAUGUGUUGAGCAUUUAG
Diaporthe amygdali is the source of this 14607-nucleotide messenger RNA. RefSeq lists its product as uncharacterized. Gene Ontology annotation, molecular function: catalytic activity; phosphopantetheine binding. Bases 1 to 14607 code for a protein of 4868 amino acids. Gene Ontology annotation, cellular component: cytoplasm. Gene Ontology annotation, biological process: amino acid activation for nonribosomal peptide biosynthetic process; secondary metabolite biosynthetic process. The transcript is spliced from 4 exons. Lineage: Eukaryota; Fungi; Ascomycota; Sordariomycetes; Diaporthales; Diaporthaceae. The record is from RefSeq and is a predicted model, not a curated record.